UUCAAGGCACGAAAGCUGCUGUUGGUUGCUGCUGUGUCUUGUUUGACGACGAGUGGUGCAGUGGCAGCGGACGACAGGAGGAAAUGAGCUUUACAUCGCGCCGUGUGCGGCGAUUGCAUGUUGGUGAAGCAAUUCACCGCAUGCAGGAGUUGCUCAAGCGCAGUCCCACAGCUCUUCCCUUUACAGACGUGUUGCAACAACUUGAGCUGACCGAGUACCCAGAACAACAGAUUGAGAAGCUCAAGCACGAAAUCAACGAGCGAGACUCAAAGCUGCACUUGGAGGAUGGGUAUGUUGCAUUUCAACCGACAUAUGACGUCAAGAACAAGCAAGAGCUGUUGGACAAGCUGAAAGAGUUUGAUCAGAAGGGCCUCGGCGGCAUGCGUGUUGACGAGCUUGACGGGUCAUACGAUGGAGUGUUGUUGGAUGUGGACGAGCUCAAGGCAAAGGAUUUGGUGUACUGCAUCCACAACAAGACGGAUCGUGUAGAUGUGCUUUUCUUCAAGGACCCGGCACUGCGGGUACACAUUGACAAGGCAAUUGUGAAGCGAUGGCGCAUGGAGAGUGUUCAGGGCAAGACAGACAAGGAACUCAAGCAAUAUCUAAUCAAUGCCCAAAUGAAGCCCCUACAAGUCGAGAAGAUACCAAAGAAGCCCGUGGCGAAGGACGGGAAGAAGAAGCGGAGACGACGGCGCGACGCAAAGCGGUCGCAGCGCGUGCUUGCGGGCGUGCACCAGUUCAUCAACGCACCAAAGCCUGUCUCUUCACCGCCGCCAUCAUCGUCGUCUGCAGCGUCAGCGUCCUCGGCACAAGCAGCAAAGGCCAGCAAGUAGUGAUCGCUGCACCGUCAACCACACACACACACACACACACACACACACACACACACUCCC
Molecule: messenger RNA, 893 nt
Organism: Salpingoeca rosetta
Lineage: Eukaryota; Choanoflagellata; Craspedida; Salpingoecidae
Exons: 7
Coding region: 84-833 (249 amino acids)
Biological process (GO): transcription initiation at RNA polymerase II promoter
Cellular component (GO): transcription factor TFIIE complex
Source: RefSeq, a predicted model, not a curated record